UCCAUGAUUACGCAUUUGGUCUUUUGCACCACUAGUGGUGUGGAUAUUCCUGGGGCAGACUACCAACUCACUAAACUUCUUGGACUUGGUCCAUCAGUCAAACGAUACAUGAUGUACCAACAUGGUUGUUUCGGUGGUGGUUCUACUCUUCGAUUAGCCAAGGACUUGGCUGAGAAUAACAAGGGUGCUCGAGUCCUUGUUGUUUGCUCAGAAAUCAAUGUGUUCGGCUUCCAUGCCCCAAGUGAAACCGACAUUGAAGUUUUGGUUGCGCAAGCCCUGUUCGGUGAUGGGGCAUCAGCUAUCAUUGUUGGUUCAGAUCCAGUCCUAACGGUGGAAAGGCCUUUGUUUGAGCUUGUAUUCACAACUCAAACUCUUCUCCCAGACAGUGGAUAUGCAAUUACUGCUAGCCUCAAUGAGGCUGGGCUGCUACCUAAAAUACAUAAGGAUACUCCAAGGCUAAUCUCAGAAAACAUCGGAAGAGUCCUAGUGGAAGCAUUCCAACCUCUUGGCAUUUCUGACUGGAACUCCAUCUUUUGGGUAUCUCAUCCAGGUGGACGCGCAAUUUUGGAUCAAAUUGAAUUAAAGUUGGGCCUAAAGCUUGAAAAACUCAAGCCUACAAGGAAUGUCAUGAGCGAUUAUGGGAACAUGAGCAGUCCUAGUGUUUUGUUUGUUUUGGACGAGAUGAGGAAAGCCUCUAUCAGGGCAGGAAUGCGUACCACCGGUGAAGGUCUCGACUGGGGCGUGCUUUUAGCUUUUGGGCCUGGGUUAACUAUUGAGGCAAUCGUCCUCCGCAGUUUCUCUAUUUAGCCUGGGAUUUAUACUGUGGGUUAAAUAAAGAAAUGGUGGGUUGGAGAGAUGUUUUAGCCACUGAAAUUUAUCUUGAUGACCCUUCAGACGCCACUAAAGGACUUCAUGUAGUGUGUUUUGUUACUACUAUAAUGUAUGUGUUUGCUUUCUUGUAACUUUAGUCGCUUUAUUUAAGUUUACCUUAAAAUAUGGAUAGAAAUAUGUAUUUAAGUCUCUUU
Molecule: messenger RNA, 1025 nt
Organism: Lycium ferocissimum
Lineage: Eukaryota; Viridiplantae; Streptophyta; Magnoliopsida; Solanales; Solanaceae
Product: chalcone synthase G-like
Exons: 1
Coding region: 4-807 (267 amino acids)
Biological process (GO): polyketide biosynthetic process
Molecular function (GO): acyltransferase activity, transferring groups other than amino-acyl groups
Source: RefSeq, a predicted model, not a curated record